This is a messenger RNA of Linepithema humile (Argentine ant), 1466 nucleotides long. Lineage: Eukaryota; Metazoa; Arthropoda; Insecta; Hymenoptera; Formicidae. The record is from RefSeq and is a predicted model, not a curated record.
GUGUCGCGCGAGAAGGGAGUGUCGGGCGCCUGUCUCGCCGCCCUCCCGGUCCUCCCAGUGAUCCCGAAUUUCCUCGCGAGCACACGCGCUUCCCGAGGAUGACGCUCCCGAGUCCGGUCUCGCCCGUCUGGUACGCACGGCAUUAUUCACGAGCGAGCACGCCGGACCCCUGAUCGCGUUCACGAUCCGGAGAAAAGAAACGAAAAGAAAUAAAUCGAGGAUCGCCUUGGGAAGACGCGUCAUUGUCGCGAAUGUUCUUGUGUCGCGACGGAAUUCGCUCAGCUAACCUAACUCUCUCGGCGGCGACGAGCACACGAAGACUAUCGAUUGCCAAGUGCAUUUAAAUGGCUGCGCGUGGAAUCGCUAAUUAAGCGACUCGCAGAAGCAUCCGCCGCUCGAUUGUACGGAGCGUACACUUCAUCGUACGCGAGAGGAAUCUUCCGUCGAAUGGCAAUCCACCCGCUCGAUUGAUCGACAACCGAUAGACAUCGAAGCGUGCGGAGCAGUUCGCAUUCUGAAAGAUCCUCGAUCGCCCGCACGGAGAACGAGAGAGAGAGAGAGAGAGACACACGUAUCCUUGAUGUUAUGGCGAGACGCACAAGGAGCCGGUAGUUCGUGGUUGGCAGGGAUGUCCUCGUGACAUGUUACCCCGUGACCUUGGCUGGCGCAACUACAACGUCCUCCGUGGAGAGGGUCGUCUUCUGGUGCGCGGAUCGAGCGGUAAUACGAACGGUCGAUCGGUGUUCUUCAUUCCACGCGAGAUCGAGUACCGCCUGCUACCGCUGGUGCAGGUCAAACCUGAUUUCGUGAUCCCAUAUGUGCUCUGCUGGAGGGUGCCGGGCGCGAUUCACCGUAUCCAGAUUAAUCCAUUGGUUGUCCAUCAUCAUCACCACCAUCACCAACAGCAGCAACAGCAUCAGCAGCAGCAGCAGCAGCAGCAGCAUCAUUACCAGCAGCAUCGUCAGCGCCGGCGAUACUUCGAAGGAGCGCAGCGAGCACGUCCCGCGCCACCGCCUUCGACGGAACAUCGUCCUACGUACGGCGCGCAGCGUGACAUCCUUGUGGAUUCUGGUAUGGAAACAAGAGUGGACCGUUUCGUAGUGAACCGAAAUGAGGACACGAGGUAUAUAUUUAGAUCUUUUUUACCUAUAAAAUCAUGCGUACGUUAAUUCUUUAUUAAUUUUCUUUAAACUUUAUCAUCAUUCUAACAAUUUCGCUAUCAAUAAUCAAAUAACUAAUAUUUGGAUGCAUAUAUAUGCAUAUAUUGUAUCAGUCGCGAAGCAGCCAAGAAGAAACAUUAAAUUAAUUUAAUCGAACAGCAUGUCCGUAAUACGACCUCUCGGUGCCGAGGUUCAUGCGCAAUUUUUCACUCGUUGAUUUGUCUCUUUGCAACUCUUUUAAUUAUUUUCUUAAAUUUUCAUUUUGGCAUUGAUCGCGACGUGACGAAUACCAAAAAAGAAAUGCAA